AUGAUCCAACCAGUAAUGUUUCAAAAAUUUACAAAACAUUGGUUUCCAGUGGUACAGGCAGACCAGGUGUACCUGCUCAUGAAGAAAGAGUACAGAAUAUCUCGCAACAUCCGCGCAUCGUGGUACUUCCACCAUCUCAACGAAAAUAUUGAACUUCAAGAGCGACAAAGCCUCGCGGAGUACAAGGGUGAGCUGGAUGUGCUAUCUGUGAUACCGAGGGUGAGCGAGCGAGGCGGCGGCCACGCGCAGCAGCAGUACCGCGUCACUCCCUCCACCGACAUCACGUUCUUCGCACACUGCUACCGCAUUGUCUUCGUCCUCGACCUCAGUCCAUCGACCGGGAUAGUCUAUAUGUAA
This is a messenger RNA of Priapulus caudatus, 357 nucleotides long. RefSeq names its product protein SZT2-like. The record is from RefSeq and is a predicted model, not a curated record. NCBI's taxonomy places the organism in Eukaryota, Metazoa, Priapulida, Priapulimorpha, Priapulimorphida, Priapulidae. The transcript is spliced from 4 exons. Gene Ontology annotation, cellular component: peroxisome. The coding region runs from base 1 to 357 and encodes 118 amino acids.